Molecule: messenger RNA, 2449 nt
Organism: Mugil cephalus (flathead mullet)
Lineage: Eukaryota; Metazoa; Chordata; Actinopteri; Mugiliformes; Mugilidae
Gene: cbx5
Product: chromobox homolog 5 (HP1 alpha homolog, Drosophila)
Exons: 5
Coding region: 229-831 (200 amino acids)
Biological process (GO): negative regulation of transcription by RNA polymerase II; chromatin organization
Cellular component (GO): pericentric heterochromatin; nucleus
Molecular function (GO): chromatin binding
Source: RefSeq, a predicted model, not a curated record
UUCCUUUUUCUUUUUUACGCAGCUCAUACGGCACCUUUUUGUCAUCUAGCUACAUGCUAACGUAGCUCCAACAUUAACCUCACAGGCUGCUGCUGCUGCUGCUGCUGGUGGUAGUGGUGGUGGUCACAAAAGACCGGGGGUGAUCGCUGCUGUUGACGAGACAGAACCGACGGCCCAGACAUCCAGAGGGGACGUGCAACCGCGUCGUGUUAAGCAGCAAACUUUGCUAUGGGCAAAAAGUCUCGCGACGAGGAGGCCUCAUCCUCUGAUGAGGAAGAAUAUGUUGUGGAAAAGGUGCUGGACAGGAGGGUGAAUAAAGGCCGGGUUGAGUUCUUCCUGAAGUGGAAAGGAUACUCAGAUAAGCACAACACGUGGGAGCCAGAGAAGAAUCUGGACUGUCCUGAGCUCAUUUCAGAAUUCAUGAAGACCUACAAGAAAAGUGGUAGCGCGAGCGCUACUACACCCAGCAGCGGGCCCAGCAAAUCAAGCUCAAGCUCCAUGGGACGCUCCAAAGAUUCCAGUAGCUCGAAGAAGAGAAGCUCGGACGAUGAGGAGGAGGGUGGAAGUAAGCCCAAAAAGAAAAAGGAGGAGGAAAUUCUAGUUGCUCGCGGCUUCGAGAGAGGACUCGAGCCAGAGAAGAUCAUCGGAGCAACUGAUUCUUGCGGAGAUCUAAUGUUUCUGAUGAAGUGGAAAGACUCCGAUGAGGCUGAUCUCGUGCUUGCCAAGGAGGCCAAUCAUAAGUGCCCACAGAUCGUCAUAGCUUUCUACGAGGAACGUCUCACCUGGCACGAAGACGGCGACAAGAAGGAGAAGGACGCUGUCAGCGCAUGAGGGCAUUAGCCUCGGGAGGAAACGGGACCUCCUCCGCUGCAGGGACAAACCUUCAGACAUUUUUCACACCCAAAACUCCCACUCUUCACAUUUCCCGCGUCCGGCAAUGACGCAAAGAUGACGGACACGGUUGUGUUAUCUCCGUACAUGCCCCAUUGGAGCACAAGGUCCCAGACUGCUGAAAAAGAUCCAUCCAUCAGGAGGGGGAAGCUGUAAUAAACGUGGGUGACAUCCUACUGGAGAGGGUUUCUACUGUUCAGUCUUUUUGUUCUUUACAUUCUUUUUAUUGUCUUAACACAUGUUUUAGUGCUUACAGGAUCAUGGUUAUGUCGAUAAGGUAUUUGCAUCCACGAGCACUGGUAGUUACCUGAUGCAUCUCCAAGCGCGUCGAGAGGCAGAGCUGUACCAUCGAGCUGCGUUAGCGCUCGACGACGCGAAGGUCAUUAUAGUUGGUGCGUCUCUUUUCUUGAAGAGCCCACUGAGGAUUAGACCAUAAAAUUGAUAUUCAGGAGGCACCCACCACCACUUUUUUUCCUGACCACAUAAUCACGUCCUUUUUAUUCCCCCCCAAACUUUUUUUUUUUUUUAAUCUUGUAGAUUUUACAGCUUGUCCUGUCUGCUACAGUAUAACUACUCGUACAGAGGACAAAAGCCAAUCAUGUCUUCACAACGUAGAGAUCUCCUUGUGCUUUUUGUUUCUUUUUAAAUUGUAAUUUUAAUGUCUUAAUUCCGAGUUUUAAGUAUGAGCAUUUGUGUGGUGUUUUUAAAUUUCUUUACACUAUCAGCAUUUUAAGAAAAGGACAAUAAUUUAAAAAAAAAAAUCUUGCUCAGCUUUCUACCUUUCUUUUUUUAAUUACCUUUUUUUUAUUUUCAUUUUAAUUUUUCCUUUGGCUUUUUUUUCGCAGUCUAGACAAUCUUCAUUAUGUCCAAACAAAAAUUAAACCAGCAUUCGCACCAGUCACUAGAGUCUGCCACCUUGUGGUUAAAAGAUGUGAACUUUCUUGACUGUACCCGGUGUGAGUGAUGCAGAUCUAAUGGUUUUCGAUCUUUCUAAGUGUAACGUUGACUGUAACAGUGAUGAACGGUAAAAUACACUUUCCGGCCCGAGUGUUAAUUCUUGGUAUCAUGGUUGUAUUUAUUCAAAACCAGUUUCCGAUUGGGUUUGUCAUUCUGGGUUUUAUCGUCAUGAGUCAUUUUUCGCUGCCAUUUGAAAGAAAAAAAAAAAAAAAAAACUAACAAAAUAAUAAUAAAAAAAACCCUGACCCUUUCCGAUACCUGGUGAGCCACAGUUAACACGGGAUGGAUGCAGUUUUUGUAGUUAGUUGUGCUCCAGCAUGGACUCUCGGGACCAAAUGUUUAGAGACCUGUUUUUCUUUUUUUUUUCCUUUCUCUCUCUUUUUUUUUUUUUUUUUUUCCUUUUAUCCUGCAUCAUGGCUGAAGAUGUCCCUUGAUAUUGCAUAGAUUUUUGUUUUUGGUGUCCCUUCCUUUCAUUGAAAACAUUUUGUCCCCCACUUUUUGCCAGUGCAGGAUUUUUAAAAAGUAGACUAUUUCUUGUGUGAAUGAAAUGUUACAAAUAUGUGUACAGUAGCACCCUUUAAUAAACAUUUUCAAUGUUAAA